Molecule: messenger RNA, 1509 nt
Organism: Durio zibethinus
Lineage: Eukaryota; Viridiplantae; Streptophyta; Magnoliopsida; Malvales; Malvaceae
Product: phosphatidylcholine:diacylglycerol cholinephosphotransferase 1-like
Molecular function (GO): diacylglycerol cholinephosphotransferase activity
Source: RefSeq, a predicted model, not a curated record
AAAAAAAAAACCAAUGAAAUGAACUUUUUCUAUAAUAAAAACAAAUUUAAAAUAUGAUUUUUUCUAUUUUCUGGAAUCAUUUUCUCACCAACAAAUCUUUGGAAACCCCACCAUAAGUUUUUCCUCUAAUAUAUAAUCAAUUAUUUACAAUCUACAAUUACUUUCUUCCCUUAAUGUAUCCUUCUUUCAUUAACAUUAAGAACCAUGAAAGCCGCCGACGCAGCCGCAGCCACCACCACCUCCACGACGACACUUCUCAGCUCUCCUUAUAAACGCUCCAACAAGGCUAAAGGCGAAAGUAACGACGAUAACGUCGUGGCUAAUAAGAAAAUAGGCGUUCAUGGCACUGGCGGCGUUUAUUAUGGGAAAGUCUCGUUCACGAAAUGGACCCUAGAUGACGUUGUUUACGUGGCGAAAUAUCACCGGAUGCCCUGUGUUUUCGGGGCGGGGCUGCUGUUUUUUAUGUACGUGGAAUACACGCUCCGAAUGGUGCCAGAUUCCUCGCCCCCGUUUGAUCUGGGGUUCGUCGUCACUCAAUCCUUCCAUCGGGCGUUGGCUUCGUGGCCGGAACUUAAUACCUUAUUAGCUGCUCUUAACACGGUGUUUGUUGGAAUGCAAUCAGUUUAUAUAAUAGGGACCUGGCUAAUUGAGGGUCGACCAAGGGCGAUAAUUGCAGCUUUGUUCAUGUUUACAUGUCGUGGGAUUCUUGGUUACUCCACACAGCUCCCAUUACCUCAGGAAUUUGUAGGGUCAGGAAUGGAUUUUCCAGUAGGGAAUGUAUCAUUUUUCCUCUUCUUCUCUGGCCACGUUGCUGGAUCUGUGAUUGCAUCGUUAGACAUGAGGCGAAUGCAGAGAUGCGGAUUGGCAUGGUUAUUUGACACUCUCAAUGUCCUUCAAGCUGUGAGAUUGCUAGGCACAAGGGGUCACUACACCAUUGAUUUGGCAGUUGGUGUAGGUGCCGGAAUUUUAUUCGAUUUGCUUGCAGGCAAGUAUGUAGAGAGCAAGAGAAAAUCUGCACUCGUUUCAGGUACCACGAAAAAGAGGGUUUGUUGAGCAGGUAAAAGGAAAAAAUGCCAAUGAAUUUUUUUUUUUUUUUAAAUGGAGUUCUAAUGUUCUAGUGCUCAUUAAUUUUUUGAUAAAGGCCUCUGUUUUCUUCAAGUGCUUUCACAUUGCUUUCUGUCAUUAAGUAUUUGAAAGAACAAUGGAAUUAGGGGAAAGGACUAGUUUGAAGAAGUCAAAGAAGAAAAGAAUAAAAUUUAUCUGAGAUUUUGACUGCUUCUUAAUUAUUAGUAUCUUAUUUAGUUUAUUUAUUUGGAUAAUUCUUUGAGGAAUUUAAUAAAAUGUGUUCAAAAUCGUGGGAUUGGAAAUUUAAAUGUGAGAUUCAAACAAAUACUUGAAUAUUUGUUAAAGAGAUUAGUUUAAUAAGGUGUAGUUUAGUAUGCAGGAUGAAAGUGACUUGUCCAUUCAAAAGCUGUUUUUUAUUCAAUUUUAUCAAAUAAAAGAAAUAGA